Molecule: messenger RNA, 2964 nt
Organism: Thunnus maccoyii (southern bluefin tuna)
Lineage: Eukaryota; Metazoa; Chordata; Actinopteri; Scombriformes; Scombridae
Gene: dpt
Product: dermatopontin
Exons: 4
Coding region: 325-900 (191 amino acids)
Biological process (GO): collagen fibril organization
Cellular component (GO): extracellular matrix
Molecular function (GO): extracellular matrix structural constituent
Source: RefSeq, a predicted model, not a curated record
UAAAGUUAACAACCUGAGCAAUUACAUUUUUAACACGUAAAGGGGUUCGCCAGAGUCUAAUAAAGCUUCGCAUAAAUAUUUGAAUUGCAUGUAAUCUAAAAAUCCUGUCUUUUAAGGUGCACCUUUAUCUACAUUGAGACUUUGUUAAUGCUCUAUCUCAGAGUCCACCUUAAAAUGUUCAGUAAGAUCCACUUUUGGAUUUGUCCCUUGAGCAGCAAAUUACACAUCACUCCUGGAUAUGAAACAUCUGGACAACAGGAGACUUGGAGGAGUUUAAAGUGAGGCAGCUGUUGGGAGUGCAGCAGACGGACUGAUCUCUUCAACAUGAAUCCUGUUCUGGUUGUGCUUGUGUCGUCCUUGCUUGCCGCAGUGGCAGGUCAGUCUCACGACCAUUAUGACAUGGGAUGGGUCAACGGCUACCGACAGGGCUUCAACUUCCAGUGUCCCCACGGAGAGGUCCUCGUGGCCAUCAGGAGCUACUUCAGUAGAGAGGAUGGCUCAGACCGCUUGUGGUCGUUUGAAUGCCAGCCGGCACCUGAAGGACUGGGGGAGCCCAGUGACUGCUGGUGGGAUGACAUCAACCGUGCUGGGAUGGAGUGGACUUCUACAUGCACCCGCAACGGUCUGGUUGCAGGCAUACAGAGCAAGUACUUUGAAAGUGUUCUUGACCGGGAAUGGCAAUUCUACUGCUGCUAUUACAAACGCCGCUGUCCCUACUCCUGCAUGAAGACUUCCGACAUUCCUGAAUACCACGGAGAAGAGGCAGAGCUGGUUAUCCCCACUUAUGGCUACUUUAUCCGAGGUGCCCAGACCACAUUCAGUGGUGUGCUGAGAGAUCGACAGUGGAAGUACAUCCUGUGCAGAAUGACCGACUUUGAUUGUCGAUUUGAAAAUUUAUAGAUUUGUGAGCAGCAUUUUUUUUUAUCCUUUCCAUAAACAGUUACUCUUACAUUUAGACAAUAACACAAUACUGAAUUUAUGCAAAACUGAUAUGGUUCAUGUUUUCAUUUAUGUAUUUACUUUUACUAAAUGCACCACAGGCAUGUGGCAUAUGCCUAUAUAAUUACCUUUUAUGGAACCAGUCUAGCAUGCAAAAUAACUGCUCAUAUAAAGGUAGCUGUUAAAAUAAACAUCAACACAGAGGGUCUACAGGGGAUAUGGACAACACCCGGCACUCUAGACAGCUUAAGUGUUUUCAUUCAGUUUAGGGAGGAACUGGAAGACUAUUGGCAGCAUGUGAAAGUGGUUUUCCAAAACAAACUUAAUCAUUUGAUGCUGUGUUCAUGGUGGUGGAAAACAUUGCGUCAGGUACUGCUCUCUUUGUUUGGAUCACGUGACAUGAACAUUUUCAUGCAUCGUAAAAGCAUUCAGUGAGCUGUGGGGCGUGACAGAUUGGGAUAUUGUCUUGGAAGCAACACUCGGAACAAUCGUGUGUAUGUUGGAAGUUUUGAGAAGCUCUUUCAGAAUCACUGGCAACGCUUUGCAUGCAAUGAAAUAUGUCCCACACGCUUUCAGUUGACUUUAGUUCCCUCCUUUAUUAAACUGUCUUGCCCAGUUUGGCAAUUAUAGCUAUAUACUGGAACUCAUGUAACUAUUUCCUUCUUUUGAUUGCUUUGUAAGGUCAUUUAUUUAGUGUACAACUGUGCUGUGCUCAAUUUUAGGCAUGAUUCCAAAAAUAUGAACAGAAGAUAUAACAUUUGAAAAUAAAUAUAAAAAGAAAAGAAUAUUCAUUGAAAGCUUUUGACUAUUAACGUAACUGAAUACAAUAAUACUGUCCUGGGAAAUGGUUGUAGGACAAAGGGUAAUCUAGCUAUGUGAGAGUAUAAACCUUCCAAAACCAUAAAGAGGAUGAACUCAGCCGUGACCAUAUCAACAGCUCCUUUGGACUUAACUUGGCUGAAAGUAAACUCAACACUUCUUUAUAUUGCCAUAAAACAAAGCUUCAAGACGGAGCGUGUUUGUGUGCUGACAAGCUGCUGGAGGGGUUUGACUUCAGGGAUUACCAUAUCGACAGCUAAUCAAUUUUGUAUUGAUGUGAUAUUUUGUAAAAUAUCGAAAGUGGAGGACAAAUCAUAAACAAAUGUAUCUCAUGUGAUUUUCAGCUCCUCUAAAGCUCACUAAUAACAAGUUGUAUCUUGUUUAUUUAAUUCGUACAUAGCCUGAAGUAUAAAAAGUAGAAAUGACAAUUGUGGUUUAACGGUUGUUUUGGUUGAGGUGGACUUUUUUUUUAACCUUUAGACAGAACCAGGCUGGCUGCUUUUAGUCGUCAUGCUCAAAAGAUCUCACCGUCUACUGGCUGAAGGUUCAUAUUCAACAGAUAUGAGAGUGGUAUCGAUCUUCUCAUCUUAUGUUUAGCAAGAAAGCGAGUAAAUGUACUUCCCAAAAUGUGGAACUACUCCUUUAAGAAAGUUAUAGUUAUGAUUGAUCAAUCAGUGAAGCCAAUUACUAAUGUUAAGAAAAGCAUGUUUACAUUGAGACAUGACAUUUCAUUUUUCAUUUUUAACUUUGGAAACAGUAGUUUGAAAAAACAAUUCCAACUCUGCUUAUUUUUUCUAGAUUUUUUAACCAUAUCACAUGAUUUUGAUGAUGAGUUUGAACUUUCAUGCUGUAAUUUUAAGACGAGGGAAAACUUUGUUGUUGAGGACCACGUGUUACAGUUGACAGCCCAGAGACAGCUAGUAUGUGGACAUUGAGUUUGGAUUGUUUUGUCAAACAUGUGUACAAAUGCUGUUUUGUUACCAUUGACUGACAUAAAACUUUCAUUCUGGAUAGUUGAGAGCUCAGGUAGCAAAGUUUACUCCAACUUUCCAACUCCAUCAACCACCUCAAUAAAUGGCUGAAUGAUGUUCCUGUGAACUCGCCAAGAUUAAAAUGUUUUUUCCAAUACAUCCAUUAACAUCUGAAUUCAAGUUGAGUGGUAACCAAGCAAAUAUGGAAAAAUAAAGUGCAACCACUUUGUUCUCA